Messenger RNA from Hyaloperonospora brassicae, 2679 nucleotides. The record is from the annotation of a GenBank genome assembly. NCBI's taxonomy places the organism in Eukaryota, Oomycota, Peronosporomycetes, Peronosporales, Peronosporaceae.
AUGUUGGCCAUCGGCUUUAAGCUCAGCGACACGUCGACGUCCUCGCUCCGCAGCGUGCUGGGCGAGUUCCUGCGUCGAGAGUAUGCGGACGAGACGGGAGAAGAUCAGAAGGAGAUGCACGAGACGGCGCUGGACGAGUUUGCGCAGCUCAAGACCGACGUGGAUCUGGUGCGCACGCCAUCUGCCUCCUCCCGCCGCGUGCUAUUGCGAUACUAUGCACAGCUCGAUAAGAUGUCACAGCGCUUUACGUGCGAACCCGAUUCGCUCUCCAGUUCGUCCGUGCGGACGUCUCUGCAGCUCCAGUUCACGUGGAAUGAUUCGUUCUGUCCGCGCAAGAAGAGCACACAGACUGGUCUUCCGUUCGAGAAGGGCGCUGUUAUGUUCAAUGUGGGGGCCUUGGAAAGCCAAUUGGGCGUGGAGACAGACCGCAGCACGGUUGAAGGACUGAAGACCGCGUGUCAUCACUUUAUGAGAGCAGCUGGAGCUUUCGCAGAGGUGAGAGAUACGAUCGUCGAUCAGACUGUGGGUGUCAGAACGCCCGACAUGAGUGCGGAAGGACUUGGAAUGCUCAUGUACCUGAUGCUUGCCCAAGCUCAGGCUUGUUUCUACGAGAAAGCAAUCAAAGAUCAGAUGAAGGACGCGAUCAAAGCAAAGCUCGUGCAACAGGCGCUAGACUAUUACGACUCAGCACUCGAGUUCUGUCGCUCGCCAGCGCUAGCAGGAGCCAUUGACCGAUCAUGGGGUGUGCAUUUGCAGUUUCAGGUGCAUUGUCUGCGUGCAGCUACGCAAUACUGGCAAGGAGCGGCAUCCAAGACAGCAGCACUGAAUCGAGGACAGGGAUAUGGCGAGGAAAUUGCGCGGCUUGUUGCCGCAGACACGGAAUGUAAUGAGGCAUGCAAUGUGGCAGCGCAGAAUAAGCUGCCAACGUCGCUGUCACAGUCUGCGCAGGCGUUGCAGUGCAUGGUGCGAGAGCAUCUUGCCGCAGCGAAGAAAGACAAUGCCAGCGUGUAUUUGGAGAAUGUGCCCAAGUUUUCCGAGCUACCGUCAGUGGGCAAGGCUGCCAUGGUCAAACCGUUGCCGUUCACGACUGAUGAGAUACAGCAAGAGCUUGGAGGUGCUGAUAUCUUUGGGCAGUUCGUAUCGAAAGACCUACUACUUCGCGCUGACGAUGCAAAACGAGAGGUGAAAGCAAUCUUGGACCAAAUGGCGGAGAAGAUUUCAACGAGCAAUGAAGCUGUCAAAGAGAAACUUCACUCGAUGGAACUCCCUGCCUCUAUCGAAGCGUUUGAAAAGACCGGCGAUAACGGCAUCCCACACACGAUAUGGCGACGGAUUGAAAAUAUCCAGUCAAAAGUAUCUGCCAUGUGCAUUGAUGCAUCAAACGAGAUGGUGGUAGCGGCUUUCAUCGAGCUGCAACUUCAUGGGAACCGAAACAUGUCUGUGGAGGCCGAAGAGAGGCUGCACAUGAUUGAGUCGUACCUGAGCCAAGAGGAAGUCGAAGACAACAUAUGUUUGCAGAAUUACGGUGAAAGGAAGUGGACUCGCCCAGUGUCUACCAUGCUGAACCAGAAUUUUCGGGCAGAUAUCGAUCGGUACUACCGGCUGAUAAUGGAGGCCAAAGUACCUGACGGCAUAGUUCAAGAGAAGCUCAACGAAAACCAGGCGAAUCUUAGAGCACUGUCGCGGUCCAAGGUUAGUCUUGACCAAGAGUUGCCAGAGUUACAGCAAGACAGCUCGAAGUGCAAGGAGGAUAUUGAGCGAGUAUCGUCGCUGUUGCUCCAACUGGGGCAGCUUGUGGAAGAGAAAGACCAGGUUCUCCGUGAUUCUAGGGGCUCUUUCGACAAGUUCAGCGCUCUUGUCGUGCUGCUGAGUGGAAGCGUAAGCAAAGAUGUCUCGUUCGAUACGGCGCUUGGAACUGAAAAGCAAUUCUUCCGUGAUCACUUCGAGCAGAAAUUAUUCGCUAUAUGCGAAGCAGAACAGGCUUUACUGACCGACCUGGUUGAGGCAAAUACCCGUUUCGAAUCGAAAAAAGAGACCGAUCAUGUUUUGCGUCAGCGGCAAAGCUUCCUCCAGCAUCUGAGCGAUGCUAUUGACGUUUUCGAACAGCUUGAAUCGCAUGUGAAAGAAGGCGCCAAGUUUUACGGGGAGCUUGGUGCCCGGAUCGCACAGUUGCACCAAACUGUUGCAGACCACUGUUCUGCGCGAGAGCUCGAAAAACGCGAGCUAGAGAUGAAUUUGAUUGCUGACGAUGAAAUGCAAAAGCGCGAGUCGAACGAUGCAGCUCUGGCCCAGAAAAUGAUGGAGGACAUGAACAUUCGAAAUGUAGAUACGAGGCCAAACGCAAGCGAUGAGGAAUUGGCUCGGCAAUUGGCAGGAAGCACGCCACAACAUUACCGAUCAGCGCAGCAAGAGUCAGUGCCGCCUUCGUACGAUUGGGCGAUAUUGCAGUCUCAGCAACAUCAACCGUAUGCCCAUGCGCCAUCCCAACAGUCAGGAGGCCCGCCUUCGUUCGGAAGUUUCUCGGCGGUAUCUGCUCCGCCUUCGUCGCACGAAGGAGCCUACGGCCAGCCGCAGCAACGAGGCUCACCAGGGGCAAGCAAUUUUUACCAAUAUCCCGGUCAGCAGCAGCCACAGUAUAGCCCGCUUUUCCCGCCUGGCCCAGCUAGAGACUCAGUGUAG